UUCCAAUUCCAUUCAUUCCAUCAGUGAGUCACAGGUGAGAAGGGGGAGUUGUGGCGCUGCUCAGUCCAGGUGGCUGGCAGGUGCUGGCGUUACUCACACUCUUGCAACCUUGUGUUACUGACUUAAAAUCAUGUCACCUAGUGCUACAUGCAAACUUCAAGAGACAUAUGCUCCUCCUGACAGUAAGAGAAAGGAAGGCAGACGCCAGCAAUGCCUCACACUUGGUUAGUGUGAGGAGAGAGGCAGGCAGGUGGUCAGCAACAAGAGGACCCGUGUCAAGAUGGCAGUAGAUGAUGAGGAACCACUGACACACAAGGACCAGAGUGAGGGGCAAAAUGAGGUGAGGCAGUCUGGAGGACCAGCCAGCAUAGAGACCAUAUUGACAUCAGCUUUGCACAAACGUGCUGCCAAGAAACUUGGAAAGAAAUUAGGUAAAAGCAAGAAAAGUCAUUUAGAUUCUAAAGAGGAGCAUCAUGAGGGCAACACCAACAAGAAGAAGAAAAAGAGCAAGACAGUUAAGGGAACUGAAAUACAUGAGAAUCUGGAGCUUAAAGGAAGUGAGUACAGUGAGGAAAGUAAGAAGAAAGAAGAGAUCAUCACAGAGCAUUUUGGGGAAAAUGUAGCAGAAGAUGGGAGGAAAAAAGAUGAAGAUGAAAGUGAAGGAGAGGAGCAUGCCAAGGCAGUAUCCAAGGCAGACGAAGAAGUGGCCUCCCCUACCAGGGCAUACCUCAGGGCUGUGUCGGUGCCAAAGAAAAAAACAUUGAGGAAACACAAGACCACUCAAGAUAAUGGGCGGGUGUUGGGUGUCACAAUCCACAGUGCUGAUCGGCUUGAAGGGUCCCUGCUACUGUUCCCACAUCCUGUUGUUCAGGUGUACAUCUGCAACAUGGACACAGGGCAGUUUUUACAGAAAUCAUCGCCAGAGCGGAAAGUAACAUCCUAUUAUGAGAGAAGUGAAGUGGACUACAUCCUUCCCAUCAUGACCAGUCCCUUUGACAUCAAAAAGGCCAGAAGCACAUACUGCCGAUGGGAGGAGCAGUUGGUCUUUAAUGAACCACCAGAGCACUUCACCUCAGAUGACCCCCAAGUGUUGGUGUUCUUUCAACUGAUGGAUUUCCCACCCUCAGUUGACAAUAGUCCUGGCAUUCCCGAGAGUACAACCAGAGACUGGGUAACCUUUGCCUGGGCCUUCCUGAAGGUCAAAGGCACCAAUGGUCAUGUCAAUAUUGGAGAGCAGUUGAGGUUACAGAUGUGGAGGCCAAGACGUUCCUCCAAGGUGAGCCUCAAAGACCUUCACAGCUGGUGGAAGAGUGGCAGCAGAACCAAGUACCCAUCCACCCUGCAUGUCACCCUGCAGGAAGUGGUCAUCCCUCUCAACCCACAGCCAACCCUCAGAUCCAUGAUAGCAACCCAAGCAGAAGGAAUACCAUUUGACCUGGCACACUCCCUGGAACAUUCCUCCCCAGUAGGGUCAAGUGGCAGCUUAGCACACGCAGUACACAAGCCAGUGGUUGUUUGGGGCCGCAAACCCAACCAGUCCUGUAGAAUUGGCAGCUUUGUCAAGUACUGUUUUCCUCAUUCUGAAAAAGGAUGUCUUGUUGUCAAGUUCUCACAUGAUGGUCUCAGAAUUGCAUGUGGCAAUCACAAAGAAGUAUUUAUAUAUGAUGUACUGGCUGGUCACCUAGAGCAAGCAUUAUGUGGUCAUCUUGGGCUUAUUUAUGAUAUAUGCUGGAGCAUAGAUGACACCCACAUCCUUACUGCCUCAGCUGACUCAACUGCAAGAAUAUGGAAAUUGGGAAGUGCAGAAAUACAUAGCCAAAGUGAAGUAUUGGCACAUCCUUCUUAUGUUUAUGUUGCUCGAUUUGUUCCUGGUACAGUCCAUGUAGUAGUGAGUGGCUGCUAUGACCAUGUGCUCAGAGUCUGGACAUGUAGUAAGAAAGGAAGCUACUCAAUUUUGCAAGAGAUAACUAAUCAUCUUUCCUUUAUUAAUGCAUUGUGCUUUAAUGGUGAAGGGGAUGUUCUGUACUCUGGAGACAAACAAGGAAUGAUUUUUGUGUGGAAUGUGAAAAUCUCCCCUAAAGAUAAAAGUAAAAGAAAGGCCAAGAUACUUAGUCUUAAACAUGAGGCUAAAGUUCCAGACAUUGUUGGAAAUAUAAUUAAUUCCAUUACCGCUCAUCCCGGUGGCUUCCGUUUAUUGGUUCACACAAGGGACAGUCAGUUGAGGCUUGUCAAUCAUCAACACUGGACAGUGACUCACAACCUUCGUGGUGCUCUCAACGUGCGUGAACAGCUGCGGAGCUGCAUCAGCCCCUGUGGAACGUGGGUGGUCUCUGGAAGUGAAGAUGGAGGACUCUUUGUGUGGAAUUCAGACACAGGAGAGAUGGCUGCAUCAGUGAUGGACCUGCCAUUAUAUGGAACUGUUUCCUGUGCGGACUUCCAUCCUCAUGACCACAUGGUGGCAGUCUGCUCUUAUUCUAGUGAAUCUCCUGUCUUAAUUUUAGCUCAUGCACCAAAUGCACCACCAAAUACAAAUCUGUCAAUCUCAGUUGAAGCAUCUUCAACAAGGAAUCACUACAGCUCCUUGAGAAUCUCAAGUCCACAGCAGUCAGUGUUGCAAGGACUGGAUGCUUACAAGACAGUUACAAGCAGGACAUCAGUCACAGUGGAGAAAAUUCACAAAAUUUCUCAAGAACACAAUAUGCUGUCAUUAGGCAACUGCAAUUCAACCUUUUGCUUUUCAUCAGAAGAAAAGGAAAAUUCACUCUUUACAAUGAAGAUUCACGAGUCAAAAAGUGGGCAACACUUCAUGAUGGCUCGAGAAGAUGCCAUUCUCAAAAAGCUGGACUCCGUGCUAAAGAUGGCCACUGAGGAGCCACUCAACUUUACUAUGGACAGCAGCAGGAAAAGAAGUGAAGGUUUCAUCGCCCAGGGCCAUCUGGCCACAGUUUUGUAUGACUACACAGGCUCUGACAAGAGAGAGCUCUCACUUAGACAAGGAGACUUUGUGUUAGUAGUGCAGGAGAUCAAUGCUGACUGGUGGCUGGUGCAGACAGCUGAUGGGAGGUCCACUGGCCUGGUUCCAGCACCUUACCUCAACAAGCUGCCUCACAGAAACCAGGAAACAGAAAAAAUUGAAGAACCUGGAAAGGUUCUAGUGGUUCCCUCAGCCCAUGGAGACAUUAGUUUUCUGUCAGACAGUGAAGAUGCCCCUCGGCCAGCUCGUGCUCGCAGGCACAAAUCAAGGGCUUCCUCCAUUUUCUCAUCAGGAACAAGGAAAGAAGAGACAUAGCUGCACUGCAGAGACCAGACAAGAGUCUAACCCUGGAAAUGGUAAUGACUUUCAGUGUGCCUUCACAAUCCAAUGGCCUUAAUUUUUUGGUAGCAAAACUUCUAGUGGUUGAAUAAUAUAUAUAUAUAUAUAUAUAUAUAUAUAUAUAUAUAUAUAUAUAUAUAUAUAUAUAUAUAUAUAUAUAUAUAUAUAUAAGCUACUGUGGCAGGAUAAAGCUAAGAAAUACUUAUGUGCCAUAUACAGCUUACAAGACUGAAGCUGCUACCAGAGCACUGCCAAGUUUAAUAUUUUUUGCCUUGAAUAUCCAUGGAUUUUGUAUCACAAAGAGUAAUAGAAAAUCUUCUUAGAAGAGGUGCUAAUUUUUCUUGGAAUCUCAGUUGUAAUGCCAAAAAUGAGGAAGAAUGAGAUAAAUUCAUGAAACUGGGACUCUUUCAGCAGCAUUUAACAACAUAGGAAAAUGUUGAGAUGUGAUGUGUGGAAAGGAGGGAACCCAAAUUGAGGAAUUCUGUACUUGAUCACAAAAUUGUGGUUAUGGUUUGAAUAAUAAGCUGAGGCAGAGUUGAUGGAAAGUGAUUAUGAGGAAUAGGCCUUACUGAAGAGAUCCUUUAUUUGUCAAGCUCUCUUUUCCAGAAAACAGAAAUGGUUUUGAUUUUUAUUUGAAAGUUCCUACUUGAAAGGCUGAUAAGAUGCCCUUGUUUUGCUGAUGUGCCCUUGUUGUUUUAUUGAUAUCUAUUGUUUUAGUUCAGCUAGAAGUGUUACGACCUAUCCACACUAUCAAGCAGUGCCUGAUGGACAUUGGUCACUGAAUGCGUUUCUCUCACUUCUCAAUCGAUUACAUACUAGAUUAGGUAAAGGUGAAAAUCUUACAUAUUAGACAGUUCAGCAGGCUUUGCCCUCACCAAACAGUCUACCUGUGGUACACUUUUCUACAUUGCUGUGUGAUGGUGAUUCAGUCAGGCAGUUCACGUUUUUUAGUAGGCAACAGUCUUUAAUCACAAAGCUGUCCUACGAAGUCUUACCUACGAAAUAUGUCAUAUUCUUAUCAUAAACUUUGCAUGUCUGAAAGAAAUCUGCACUGGAUAUUAAGACAAGGUCCACUCAGUCUCAGCAGCAUAUGACAUGUUUUCACUUCCAGGAUGGCUACACCAGCAACAUAUUCACUCCAGGAAUGAUUUACCCAACCAGUAUUCUUUUUGUCUCAUCUAAUGAGGGAAACCUUACAGUGAUAGAAAGGAUAAGUUCUCUUACCCAUGAAAGUGAGGUAAUCAUAAUGCUUAAACAUCUUGAUGCUAGAAAAAAAUGUGGGAAAAAUGCACUUGUGCAGUAGUAAUGACCAUGGCAGUUGUUGAGAGCCAUCCUUGUUCCUAAACUUCAAAUCUUGUUUACAUUGAGGUGCUCCUACAUGGUCAUAUUGACCAUAUUUUAAAGAUUACCCACUGUAUCUCUUCCCCCUAUGCAUAAAAACUAAGGAAAUAGUAGUAAUAAACAGCAACUUUUCAUCUUUCAAUAUUUGAAAUAAAGUAAACAGAGUAAAGCAGACAAGUUAUGGUAGACAUAGUUAUGACAUAUGACUAUGAUGGAUGUCCUAAGUUUUUAUAUGCACUGGGUUAGAUGGAUAAUAAGGUGUGAGCACAGCCUGACCAUGCCAUCGUUUCCAUAUUUCUAAUGUCAUCUACAUGCCUGCAUUCAUCCUCCCAGCUUGUGCAUUGAAGUGUGAUAGUGUUUGCAGGUUGACCACUGCCUGAUAGUGUGGAAAGACAUUUAGGUGGCUCAGAAUAUGGUUGCAUAUUAGAAGAGUAGGAGCAGCAGAGUGCAGAGUUGCUUUGUGUGUGUGUGCACAAUGUUCUAGUGGAAAUUUGAAAAGCUAGUCAAAGAUAAGUGAUAGUGAACACAGUCAAUAUAGAGUAGUGUUGUAAUUUUCCUCAUGGUUUUGGCAUACCAUGCCUCACCCAUUGCACUUACCUCAUUAAAUUCCAAAGUAUUCUUGCUAUAAAAGCUGUUUAACUAUCAGGGAUAGCUACUGAAUGGAAUUUUUAGAUGGUAUGUAUUAUGCCCAAACUUGAUUAAGAUCAAGCACAGUCACAUUCCUGGAAUGAAUACCAAUUUUCAAAGGACAAUCUGGAUAUACUAGAAAAAUGCCAGCUAGAUGAUGCCCAACUGUUUGGUUAAUACAAUGGUUGUGAUGAUGAUGGCAAUAUUGUUUGGUUAAUGUGAUGGAUGUGAUGACAGUAGCCCAACUGUUUGGUUAAUGUGAUGAUAGAAUCUAGUAAUGCCACAGUACCAAUCCAUAUUAUAUGAGCAUGAUGGGAACUGAGGCAUGUAAUAAACUUUGCCCAUAAUACAAAGUGCUUACAGUAUGCUAUCGUGUGCACAAAAUGUGGUGAUUAAGUGCCUAAUAUGCUGUCUAUAACUUAAUAGUUGUGGUAUAUAUAUACUCAGGGUCCACCUAGUAAGUCCAAGGUUAUGAAAUCAAACAGGCUACUUGAAAACAAUUGUUUUUAAUUCAUGUGAAAUUAAUAUCUACAGAUUAUACAGACCAAAAAGAUAUGUACAUUUAGUCCUAUGUCUAGUCCCUAUGUACAACAUUACAUAUUAUGUAAUAGGCAAGUGAUAAAUAAUAGUACCUGAGAAA
This is a messenger RNA of Portunus trituberculatus (swimming crab), 5921 nucleotides long. Its product is annotated as jouberin-like. The coding region runs from base 281 to 3289 and encodes 1002 amino acids. Gene Ontology annotation, cellular component: ciliary basal body. The record is from RefSeq and is a predicted model, not a curated record. Gene Ontology annotation, molecular function: protein binding. The transcript is spliced from 13 exons. Lineage: Eukaryota; Metazoa; Arthropoda; Malacostraca; Decapoda; Portunidae. Gene Ontology annotation, biological process: motile cilium assembly.